Messenger RNA from Culicoides brevitarsis, 1317 nucleotides. Its product is annotated as neurotrimin-like. Gene Ontology annotation, cellular component: neuron projection. NCBI's taxonomy places the organism in Eukaryota, Metazoa, Arthropoda, Insecta, Diptera, Ceratopogonidae. The transcript is spliced from 14 exons. Bases 1 to 1317 code for a protein of 438 amino acids. The record is from RefSeq and is a predicted model, not a curated record.
AUGUCACUGCCGUACAUGGGAUUACAAGCAAAACAAUAUCAAUAUUGUGAGGAACGAGGAAAGGCGAAAAGUCGCUGUUCGAACGUUGGUGUCUACGUGAUUGGGCAUGUUCUACAGGAACUUGUUGGUCAGCAUUUUGGCACCAAAAUUGAUCCGACGUUCAAUGCACCAAUAGCUAAUGUGACAGUCGCUGUCGGAAGAGAAGCAAUAUUAACAUGUAUCGUCACAGAUUUGGGUUCUUAUAAGGUAGCGUGGCUGCGUGUAGAUACACAAACAAUUUUAACAAUACAAAAUCAUGUAAUUACCAAGAAUCAUCGUGUUGGCGUCACAUUUACGGAAAAUAAGACGUGGCAAUUACGUAUUAAGGAUAUUCGGGAGUCAGACAAGGGUUGGUACAUGUGUCAAAUAAAUACAGAUCCGAUGAAAAGUCAAAUGGGGUAUUUGGAAGUUGUUGUUUCGCCGGAUAUAUUGGAUUACCCGACGAGCACGGAUAUGGUUGUGCGCGAAGGCACGAACGUUACUUUACGAUGCGUUGCAACGGGCUCGCCAGCCCCGCACAUUUUGUGGCGUCGAGAGAAUGGCGAAACAAUUACGCUGCCAAAUGGCGUAGAAGUGGCUAGCGUUGAGGGAUCAACCUUUACAAUUCCACGUGUAAACCGAGGACAUAUGGGUCCAUAUUUUUGCAUAGCAUCAAAUGGUGUGCCGCCAACCGUAAGCAAGCGCGUCAUGUUAAUAGUUCAUUUUCCGCCGAUGAUAUCUGUGCCGAAUCAGCUCGUUGGCGCCGUCGAAGGGCAACGCAUCGUGCUCGAAUGCUAUUCCGAGGCAUAUCCAAAAUCAAUUAAUUAUUGGACGAGAGAUAAAGGUGACAUUGUGCCAAUUGUAUCGCAAGGCGGAAAAUUCGAGCCAAAACUCGUGGAUGACAAAAACAAAGUUAUCAUGCGACUUGUUAUAAAUCACGUUAGUUCGGCAGACUUUGGCAGCUACAAAUGCAUAGCGAAGAAUUCUUUGGGAGAUACCGAUGGCACAAUAAAGUUAUAUAAAAUUCCCCAUACAACACUUAAUUCCCUGGAUCCAUUCAGCGAAUUACAUAAAAAAGGUAAAUCGAGAAAAGAAGGUAAUUAUUUUGAUUCUAACAAUGAUAUAGUAGAUGAUGACCUCGUAAAUACAAAUAAACGGAAAGAUUUAAUGAUUGACGGACCGGAUGGCGAUGAUUAUGUCAAUUCCGCAUCAAAUGUUAAUUUUGGUUGUAGUUUAGCUGUUAUUUAUAGUUGUAUGUUAUAUUCAAUAAUAUCAAUACAAUUGAGGAAUGUACUUUAA